This is a messenger RNA of Danio rerio (zebrafish), 2242 nucleotides long. It is a transcript of the gene mphosph10, whose product is annotated as M-phase phosphoprotein 10 (U3 small nucleolar ribonucleoprotein). Gene Ontology annotation, cellular component: Mpp10 complex; nucleus; nucleolus. The record is from RefSeq and is marked validated. Gene Ontology annotation, biological process: rRNA processing. NCBI's taxonomy places the organism in Eukaryota, Metazoa, Chordata, Actinopteri, Cypriniformes, Danionidae.
CCGGGGGGUUGUGUUUACCAAGCGCACGCUCAGCGUCACCCAUGUGAGUGCAGAGAUGGCGACGAGGGAUGGCGGCACGCUGGAAAGCUGUUUACAGUUAUUAAACAGCAACACGUCACACCCGGAGCUAUUUCUCAGUGUCCAGGAUGUUUUGGCAACAGACUUCAGAUCACUUACAAAGAUUCUUUAUGACCUGCAAAAAGCCCACGAGCCUGCAGACUGUAAAGGAAGCCCACUGGAGCAGCUGGUGGUUGAAAACUUCGACGAGGAGCAAAUUUGGCAGGAGCUGGAGCUUCAAAACAGCGCAUUACUGACACACUUUGAGCAGGCAGUCGAGCAGGCGGUCACUGAUGAUGCUAUAACAUUUCUGAAUGAUGAAGAUGAUGAUGUUGAAGAAGACGAAGAGGAGUUGGAGGAAGUUGAUGAUGAGGAAAUUGCUGAUAACUUGGAGCAAGGGAGUGCAGAGGAGGAGGACGAUGAAGAUGGAGAGGAGGAAACUACACAGAGGCUGAAACCUACAAGCAAUGGGGAAGAUGACUUCUCUGGCGAAGACUCCGAUUUGGACUUUGAUGUAGAUAAAUUUGAGAAACAAACCAAACAGAGACAGUCUGCUGCUGGCAAGUUAACAAAAUCUAAACCGAACUGGACUCAGUCUGAAGUGGAUGACACGUUUUUUAAACUGUCAGAAAUGGAGGCUUUUCUGGAUGACAUGGAUAAAAGAGAGGGAAAAGGGAAUGAAGGGGAGGAAAUUGAUUACUUUCAGGAUCUGCCGUCUGAUGAAGACGAUGAACUGAGCUUUGAUAAACCAGUCGUGAAGAAGAAACUUAAGAAUAAAAGCUCCAGAAAUAUGAAAUACAAAGAUUUCUUUGCACCUGUGGACGGAGAGCCUGACCCCAUUCCAGAUGAAGAAAAAGAGCUGGAAUCGAAUGAUGAUUAUGAGGGAGAAGAACAAGAUGAUGAUGAACUAGAGGAGGAAUAUGAAGAGGAUAUGAAUGAGGAGGAUUUUGAUAUGGAGAGGGAUGAUGAUGAUAUAGGUGACAAAGUGAGAGAUGGUUCACGCAGGGUGACCUUUGACCUUCCUGAUGACAGUGAGGGUGAAGAUGUAGAAGACAUUCUAGGUGGAAAAGCAAAAGAUGUGCCUAAACCUGAGUCUAAGUCAUCAUUUGAAAAGCGACAGGAAAAGAUGGUGAAGCAGAUUGAAGAGCUGGAAAAUGCUGCGUUGUCAGAGAAGCCGUGGCAGCUGUCAGGAGAGGUGACUGCUCAGACUCGACCAGAGAACAGCAUGCUGGAAGAGGACAUAGCCUUUGAUCAGGCCUCUCGAAUGGCUCCUGCAAUCACUGAGGAAACUACCUUACAACUUGAGGAUAUCAUCAAACAGAGAAUCAAAGAUCAGGUGUGGGAUGAUGUGGUCAGGAAAGAGAAGCCUAAAGAAGAGGUGUUUGAGUAUAAGAAGAGACUCACUCUGGAUCAUGAGAAGAGCAAACUGAGUCUGGCUGAGGUUUAUGAGCAGGAGUAUAUCAAGCAGACACAGGAAAAGAAGGAAGAGGAGGAGAACCCAGCACAUGUAGAAAUCCAGAAACUCAUGGACUCGCUUUUCCUCAAACUGGAUGCGCUAUCAAACUUCCACUUCACUCCAAAACCACAUGUUCCUGAAGUCAAAGUGGUUUCCAACUUGCCAACUAUUACUAUGGAGGAAGUGGCUCCGGUCAAUGUCAGUGAUGCCACUCUGCUGGCUCCAGAGGAGAUUAAGGAGAAGAAUAAGGCAGGAGACAUUCUCGGGGACACAGAGAAAACCACUACAGAUAAGAAACGAGAGAGACGGAAGAAGAAGAAAUUGAAGCGUCUGAAGAUUCACGAGCGAGAGAAGAGACAGAAACUCAAAGAGGCUGCAAGAGGAGGAGCAGAUGACGGCAAGAAAAAGAAGAGUAAAGCUGAAGUUGAACAGACCAUCAAGAAACUGACUAAAGGAGGAAAAGCCAAAGUGCUGACGAACGAUGGGAUGGAUAAGGCCUUGCGGUCUUCUCAGGCCUUCUUCUCUCAACUACAAGACCAAGUCCGAAGUCAAGUCAAGGGCUCAAAGGACCAGACGGGGAAGAAGAAGAAGAAACAAAAAGAGAUUUCUGUGAACAAACUCAAGCUGUAAUGUUAUAAACCUGUGUCAAAAGCAAUAUGUACAGUUUUAUGAGAAAUCUAAUGUUAUGACUUGUUGUUUUUAUUCAAAUACACACCUCUUUUACUGAUA